Penicillium longicatenatum is the source of this 2187-nucleotide messenger RNA. Its product is annotated as putative glutaminase. The record is from RefSeq and is a predicted model, not a curated record. Lineage: Eukaryota; Fungi; Ascomycota; Eurotiomycetes; Eurotiales; Aspergillaceae. Bases 1 to 2187 code for a protein of 728 amino acids. The transcript has 2 exons.
AUGCGACUGAAUUUACCGAAAUCACUGUGCCUGGGUUCCGUUUGCGCAUCACUUUCUGGGAUUUUCAGUGGUAGUAAUCAGGGCCAAGUCACUCAUCACCCGGUCUUGCCACCAUCUUAUCCACUGGCGGUUCGCAAUCCUUAUUUGUCAACAUGGAUGCCCAGCGAUCGCGUGCACCGACUACCUUAUGCGGAUUCUCAGUUCUGGGCGGGCCAGGAUCUUGGGUGGUCGGUGAUUGUGCGCGUGGACGGUCAGGCCUAUAGUUUGAUGGGUGUUCCUGACUUGGAGGGCAGUGGUAUAUACCCAGCAACUGUGCGCCAUGCUGAGUUCACGGCGACCCAUUCACUUUUCGAGCUUACCGCAGGGCCUGUGUCUUUGACUUUGGACUUCUUUUCUCCCGUUUCCCCUUCAAAUUAUCUCCGCCAGUCGCUCCCUUUCAGUUACUUGACAGUAUAUGUCACAAGGUCGCAAGGACAUGAAAUUCAGGUCUACUCUGACAUUGAUGGAAGAUGGACGGGUCGAGAACAUCGCUCGGGUUCUGCCUUCGAAGAGCACGGCGAUCUCGCUUUUCACUCGCUUUCGGUAGAAGAUGCUAACACCUAUGACGAGGGACACGAUAUGGCUCUCUGGGGUCAAGCCCUUCUAGCAUCUCGCCCAGGGAAUGGAAGCUCGCUCUCAGCGCUCGCAGGAAGUUCCAAGGCGGUGCGAGGACACUUUAUGAGGCACGGAGACUUAUCAUCAGGGGACGCAAGCUGGUCUCAUGGAAGCGUUGUGGCUCUGGCACACGACCUGGGGACCGUGAUUGGCAAGACUUCAGUGAAUUUUGCCGUGGGCUAUGAGAGGGAAAAAUCCAUCAAUUACUUGGGAGAAGCAUACACUGGGUACUAUCGGGCAGAAUAUCCAACCGCACGAGAAGCGCUUUCCUUCUUUUUAGAUGACUAUGAAGAUGCCUAUUGGGAGUCCUUGGAGUUCGACCGGGAGUUAAACAGCUUUGCGACCGCUGCAGCUGGUCCAAAGUACGCGGAUAUCGUUGCUCUUUCGACUCGGCAGGCAUACGGAGGGAUCGACUUGACAAUCCCCAACGACUCUCUUGACACUGACGAUGUGCUCGCAUUCAUCAAGGAGCUUUCCAGCGAUGGAAAUAUCAACACCAUCGACGUCAUUAUGCCAGCCUUCCCCAUCUACUGGGUCAUGGAUCCGGAUUGGAUACGCUUGUUGCUUGAGCCAAUAAUGCGAUAUCUCGAUGCUGGUCGCUGGCAUUUACCAUACACCAUUCACGACCUAGGCACUCAUUACCCCCAUGCUAUUGGCCAUGAUGACCAGGAAGCGGAGGCAAUGCCAAUUGAGGAGUCCGGGAAUCUGCUCAUCCUAGCCCUCGCCUACAGACAGGCCACUGGUGAUACGGAUUGGACCGACCAAUACAUAGCCAUUUUCCAGCAAUACGCCGAUUAUUUGAUUGAUAAUACCAUCAACAUGGCCAACCAACUUUCUUCCAAUGACGCAGCUGGACCUCUACCCAACGAGACCAACCUGGCCAUCAAGGCAACUGUGGGGAUCAAGGCAUUCGGCGAACUGAGUGGCAACACAUACUACUCUCAAACUGGCGAUGACUAUGCCGAUCUGUUUUACACUCAGGGUCUAGGCACAGAUAUGGAGCAGACCCACUUUGUGCUUGAAUAUCCCGAUUUCCCAGACUCGUGGAAGACACCAUACAACAUUUACCCAGACGUGCUACUUGGGCUGGACACCUUCCCCCGCGAAGCGCAUGAAAUGAGCAACCAGUUCUUCUCCACCGCAGUCCGUGGGGAUUAUGGCGUUCCACUCGAUAACCGGCAGGACUGGGCGAAGUCGGAUUGGAACAUGUGGUUGGCGGGUACGUUUGAUGAGGACACGCGAGAUGAGUUUGUGAACGACUUGUGGGCUUUUAUGACAAAUGGCAAGCAUAACUGGCCUUUUUCCGAUCGCUAUGUGGCGACAUCUACCCAUGGCAAUGAGCCUGGUAUCCCAAUCUUGUGUCGGGCACGGCCGACUGUCGGUGGUCACUUUGCUAUCUUAGCUUUGAAGGGACCGGCCUCGUUCCAGUCUCUUUCAAUCAGUCAUAAGCCAGGUCGAAAGACGAGUAAAGUGCAAAUGAUUAAGGGCCAUGUCACCGACUCGGAACUUGUGCUACAGGCUGAGCCGGCUUGA